AUGAACUACUUCGAAGAUUAUGAUGAGCCCGCCGCCGACGGCGGGCCAGCGAGCUACGAGCCGCCCGCCUCCAUGGCAUCGCCGCCAUCGCCCGCCCAGCUCAGCCACGGGCCAGGUGGUGCAACAGCGGCCAUGUCCAGCCGGCCUCGAUCGUCCGGCAAUGUCACGAUAUACCAAACCACCGGACCCGAUGCCCACACCUCGGCCAUCAUGUCACCGGGUGGCUCCGGCCCUGCGCUCAACCCCCGUUCCUGCGUAACCUGCCGCCGUCGCAAGGUGCGAUGCGACAAGCAGAUGCCCUGCUCCAACUGUCGCCGCGCUCAGAUUCCAUGCAUCUUCCCGGCGCCGGGCCGCGCACCGCGCCAGCAGAAGCCAAAAGACCCCAAUGCGCCGCCAAAGACCUCCAGCCAGCGUGAGGUGGAGCUGAUAAAGCGCCUGCGCAAGCUCGAGGGCAUCGUCGAGGAGCUGAGUGGACAGAUUGAGGUAGAAUCUGGCAGCGGUGGGCGCCAAGCCUUAUCAGAAUCUCCGCGCGUCGGCACAAGUGGCGAAGCCUCUGCGCAUAGUCAAUACGCUUCCAGUCUAGAUUUCUUUGGUGGGCGCCCAUCUAGUGAAGGCGGCCACGAUACGAAUCCAGACGUUUUGCGAACGAGACGAGAUGUUGGCCAGCAGUUUGGCCGGAUGGUUCUUGGCGACCACAAAGGCACAACAAGAUAUGUGAGCAGUGGUUUCUGGUCCAAGAUGAAUGACGAGAUUGACGCCAUUCGCGCCGAAACACAGAGGCUCACUGAUGAUGAUGACGAGUCUGAAUACGAUGAAUCGCCUAUGGAAAUGCCAGAUCCCUUGGGCACCGUCACCGACCACCACUCCUUCAUCUUUGGGUAUCGAUCCGCCGAUGUCGACCUGAGUAAACUGCACCCGCUUCCCUCACACGCAACAUUUCUUUGGUCUGUAUUUCAACAAAAUGUUGAGCCUCUGCUCAAAAUUCUUCAUGUGCCUACCAUCGAUGCUUUGCUGCGAGAAGCCAGAGGAGAUGUCACCACGCUGUCUCCUGCAGAUGAGGCCUUGGUUUUUGUUUUAUACUUUUCUGCCAUUACUGCACUGGAACCAGAAGAGGUUCAGACGAAUUUUGGAGCAGACAAGUUUACUCUUCUUGCUCAAUAUCGCUUUGCCGUAGAACAGGCGCUGGCCAAGGCGAAUUUCCUCAACACAUCUGACAUCACUGUUCUGCAAGCCUUCACUCUGUUCCUGCUUGUCGGUAGGCGUCAUGACGAUAGCAGAUUUUGCUGGUCUCUGACAAGUCUGAUUGUUCGCCUCGCGCAAGGCAUGGGCCUACAUAGAGAUGGGACGCACUUCAAUUUGCCCCCGUUUGAAACGGAAAUGCGAAGGAGGCUGUGGUGGUCCCUCAUCACGCUUGACCUAAGAUCCGGAGAGGAGCUCGGCACUGAUAUGGUGAUACCUGAUGGAGGCUAUGACACAUUGCUGCCUCUGAACAUCAAUGACGCCGAUAUCAGCAAAGACUCCACGGAGUUUCCCGAACCACGCGAAGGUCGAUCGGACUGCGCUGUUGCCGUGGUCAGAUAUGAGAUUUGUGCCAUGGCGCGCCGAAUUCAUUGCGCAUCCUCAGCCAUGGCGUUGAGAUCGGAAACGAGCAGUAUCGCAGAAAAGGAGCAGAUGCUGAUCGAGGUAUACCAGCGAAUUGAAGACAAGUUUCUUCGGCAUGUUGUGGAUGAGAUGGACCCUCUGUACUGGGUCGUUGCUAUGAUCACACGCGUCAUCAUGGCAAAGACGUGCUUGGUGAUAUACCACCCACUUCUUUUUCCUGGAGCAGAAGAACAGCUGUCGAACGAGGUCCGUCAGCGGCUCUACGUCGCCGCAAUCGAGAUUAUCGAGUGCAAUCAUAAGUUGGGCACCGAUCCCCGAUGCAAACAGUACCGCUGGCUAUUCAAGACUUACACAACCUGGCAUGCCAUCUCCUACGUUCUCGUGGAAACUUGCCGCCGGCCGUGGACGCCACUGGUAGAGCGCGCCUGGCAUGCUGUGACAGGAUACGAAGGAGAUCCAGUUGAGUUAGCCAAGAAAGCCGACCAUGCCGCGGUGUUUAUCCCGUUGCGCAAACUCUUUGCCCGCGCGCGACGACAUCGUGUCGCUGAGAUUAGCAAGUUACGUGCUAAUCCGGACGAAGCACGGCGGUUAGACUUUGCGGAGCGCAUGAACCCGGAACCUGCUCGGUUUGGGCCUAUUCCAGGCGCAGAGCAUAUAAUGGACCAGGCAAGAGAUAGUUGGCGCUUACUCAUAAAACCCGAAAGUGCCAGCCCGGCGCCUUGGAUGGGAUCGAAAGAAGCCGGUGCCAGCAGCACAGUGUCGUCAACAGAGGAGACAUCACAACGAACGCCCAUGUCUACGAGUGCAAGCAUCGUCACUGGACAGCCAGUGCAGGCAAAUCCCAUCUCGUCAACUAACGACGUCAACUACGCCAUGAACUUUGUGGACGUGCUGAUGGCUCAGCAAAACGUCCCGAUGGCUGAAUUUUGGGAUAUCAGCAACUUGUAUCCAAACGCCGUCAACGCGAACCUGUCAGCCCAGCAAGGGGUACACAAUCCGGCGUCGGCGAUGCAGACACCCAAAGACGGCAGUGGCCAGCCUUUGCUCUGGGCUGAUCCAUUUUCUACUGCUGGAAUCAAGCUUGAUGAUGUCUUGGCCGAUGACGCGGAAAUGGGAGAGGACUUCAACUGGCAGGAUUGGAGCCAGAGCAUUCGCGGGUUGGAACUUGGGGCUGCUCAACCCCAGCCUUUGAAUCCGAAUCAGCGCUGGGCAUGA
This is a messenger RNA of Cordyceps fumosorosea ARSEF 2679, 2817 nucleotides long. Its product is annotated as Transcription factor. Gene Ontology annotation, biological process: DNA-templated transcription; regulation of DNA-templated transcription. The record is from RefSeq and is a predicted model, not a curated record. Gene Ontology annotation, molecular function: DNA-binding transcription factor activity, RNA polymerase II-specific; DNA binding; zinc ion binding. Lineage: Eukaryota; Fungi; Ascomycota; Sordariomycetes; Hypocreales; Cordycipitaceae. Bases 1 to 2817 code for a protein of 938 amino acids. The transcript has a single exon.